Messenger RNA from Delphinapterus leucas (beluga whale), 4554 nucleotides. NCBI's taxonomy places the organism in Eukaryota, Metazoa, Chordata, Mammalia, Artiodactyla, Monodontidae. The record is from RefSeq and is a predicted model, not a curated record.
CCCCCGCCGGCACUUUCUUGGUGGCACUGUUGUCAUGCUGUUUUCCCCAGAGAGCACUCACCCCGCCUCUGACAGGUAUCAAGGGGCAGGAUUAGGACUCAGGGGCGUGGUCUCCAACAGUCCUGGGAAAGACACCUGCUCCCUCCUGACCCCAGUUUUUCCCUCUGGGCAAUGGGGAUAAGAAAACCCACGGGGCAGGGGGGGUGGGGGGUUGUCAUUAAAGUGAAAUGAGCAAAAAGCCACCACAGGUACUCAGUAAAUGUAGCCAUACAGGUGCCCUGAGUCUUAGAGCAGUUUCAAGCUUUGAUAACCCUAGAAGUUCCAAUGCUGCAAACUCCAAAGAAAGAAAGAGAAAAUAAUUGCACCUCGGAAGGUGCAGUUAUUCCCAGUUCUUUUAGGCUUCUUUUCUCUUGUGAACUUGAAUGAGUUUUCAAUGUUAACUUUUUUCAGUGGACAUUUGCCAUCUCCAACCAGAGGAACUCCAACAAAACGUUCGCAUUAAAAACUGACCGUUCCAACUCCACAAAACUAAAAAGCAUAGCAGAAAUGGGAAGUUAAACUUUCAAAUGAAAGUUGGCUGCAUGCGUUCUUCCGAGGUUUUGAGAGCUUUGUCUCAGGACUUGGGGCUGUAUCGCUGCACAGGAAGUAACCUCUCAGGUCAGCCUCUGGGUGGUGACCUCAUGUGUGUGGCAUCCAGAAGCUUCUGGCAGCGAGCACUGGACUUGGAGUCCAAAAGCUCUGGUGGUAAAUGGGGCCCCUUUGCCUCCGGGAAGCGUGAAAAGGGGGCAGUCAGUUCUGAUUCCUCAUCUGUAAACGGGGGCUUCUGCAAGUACCCUCCUUACUGGCUCUGGGAGGAUUCAAAGGGACUGGGAUCCUCAAUCCUUUACUGAAGCUUCAGGUAAAGGACUUGGCCCGGGGUGGGCACUCCGUGGGCGCGGGGAACAGGUUGACACCCAUUGUGGGAGGCUAUGGGGUGUCUAGGUGGUCUGAGCCCUCAGUGAACAAACUAGUUUCAUGACCCACUGGCUCUGUGACCAGGGGGGCAUGGCCUCACCUCCCUGAGCCUCAGUUUUCCGGUCUGUAAAGUGGGCUCCAUGAGGAUUAAAGGAGCCGAUGCAGAAGGAGCAUCUUGCAAGGACAUCACCUGCGUCCCGUUGCUGCUAUUCCUGGGGACUGUGAGGACGUGCAGUGCAGGGCCCUGGGGCUGUUUGAAGGAACCAGGAGGAAGAGUUCUGGGAAGCACAGCCCUCCUCCCCAGGGCCACCAGGCACACCCAGCGGCCGGUGGUUAGUGAGAAACUGUGCCCUCCCAGCUGCGAGCAUUGGCCACCUGGCCUCCCUCCCCCGACACCAGCGCUGGGACAGAGCAGCAGGGUGGGCAGGGAUGGGUACGCGUGCUACACUCAGCCGGGUAGGAGGGGCCUCUGUCACACACUGUCACACUGUCACUCCAGCUCGGGGGGCACAGAGAAGACUCUGGAACAGGCCAUCCCGGGCUCAAACCCAGCUCGGCCUGCGCGAGCUGGGGCAAACUCCUCGCAAACCGUACGGGGCUGUGAGAAGCUCGCUGGGCCUCAGUUUCCCCGUCUGUAACACGAGAGUGAUUGCAAGAGUCCUUAUAACAACGCAGUUAAAUACGGAUUAAGUUAGUUAAUGCGCAUGAAGUGUUUCGAGCAUGCCUGUCACCUGGCUGACUCCAUGGAAGUACGGAAAUGUUGGUCAUUCUGUGUCGUUGUUGGCAGUGGCAGUGGUGUCACCCCAGAAUCCUCUUCCCAGGCAGACAGCCUGGGCCCCUGCAGGGAACCAGGCGUGGAGAGAGCCACGUGGUCCCUGAUGGGGAACACGGGGCUCACCAAGACGGGACGAGGAGGCUGUCCCAGCCCAGGCCCCAGCUGAGGUGAGGAAGGCCAUUCUCAGGGGACCUGAGGGCACUGGGGAGGGAGUCCUUAAAUGUCACAUCCCCCUGUGUGACACUGGAGACACCCUUCACCCUCUGAGCUUCCCUUUCCUCACCUGCCAGAUGGCGGUGACGCCGCCCACCUCUCAGGGUGCCCGAGAGUCCCAGAUGCUACGGCUCAGGUGGGAGCUCCUCCCCUCGCAAACUGCGAAGUGCUGUGCGAAGGUCCAUUGUUGUUGCUGUGGGAGUGACACCCAGGCCCUCCCAGCAGCCUGCCUGGGCGGUUGUCCCUCGCCCCUCUGCUCGGGACCUGCCUGCCCAGCGGCGGACACUGCUGUUGCUGUCAUUGUGCACACAUCAGAGGUCGUACGCUGGCCUCGGCUGCGUUUCACCAGCCUGUUCAAGGUUUUCAAAAAGUGUGAAUUAGUUGCCCACUUUUCCAAAUCAGAGAACUCACAUUAAAAACCCAGAUUUCAGCCUUUUCUGGAAGAAUCCUGAAGGCCAGCGAUGCCGGGCCCCCAUCCCUGGCUGCUCUGGGUGGUCUGGGCCCUGUGCCCUCCAUUCACCCUUUUACUUGCUACCAGCCCCACGUCUCCCUGGGGACAGGCCAAGCGGCGUGCACGGUGCAUUCAGGCAAAGCCUCGGCACCAUUAGCCCUGGAUUUAAAAGUCGGCUGCGUGAUACUGAGCAACUUGUGCGACUUCUCCGAGCCCCAGUUUACCCAUCUAUGAGGAAACUGAGACCCAGAGAGGUCGCCAGUUCAGAAGUGCCUCUCCAGGGCCAAGUCCACUGAAGACCCGCGGGCCGGAUUGUGGGGUUGCUGCCAGCCCCAAGCCCCCCCGAGAGCCCCAGCCAUGAGCAACGGAUGGAAGGACCACCUUGGUGCCAGCAGCUCAAAGCCCCUCCCGGUCGUCGUCAUCGGCAAUGGUCCCUCGGGCAUCUGCCUGUCCUACCUGCUCUCGGGUUACAACCCCUACGUGAAGCCGGAUGCCAUCCACCCACACCCCGUGCUGCAGAGGAAGCUCACCGAGGCGCCGGGGGUCUCCAUCGUGGACCAGGACCUGGAUUACCUGUCCGAAGGCCUUGAAGGCCGGUGCCAAAGCCCUGUGGCCCUGCUGUUUGAUGCCCUCCUGCGCCCAGACACAGACUUUGGGGGCAACGUGGAGUCUGUCCUCACCUGGAAGCACCAGAAGGAGCGAGCCAUCCCCCACCUGGUCCUGGGCCGGAACCUGCCAGGGGGCGCCUGGCAUUCCAUUGAAGGCUCCAUGGUGACCCUGAGCCAAGGCGAUUGGAUGGGGCUCCCGGACCUGCAGGUCAAGGACUGGAUGUGCAGGAAGCGAAGAGGUCUUCGCAACAGCCGGGCCACGGCCGGGGACAUCGCCCACUACUAUAGGGACUACGUGAUCAAGAAGGGCCUGAGCCAUAAUUUUGUGUCUGGCGCCGUGGUCACGGCCGUGGAGUGGGGGACACCCGAGCCCAGCAGCCCCGGCGCCCGGGACCCCAGCCCCCUCUUCCAGGUGAACGGCUUCGUGACCACCGCGGACCAGAGCCAGCAGCCCUUCUCCCUAUGCGCCCGCAACGUGGUCUUGGCCACUGGCACGUCUGACAGCCCAGCCCGGCUGGGCAUCCCCGGGGAGGCCCUGCCCUUCGUCCAUCGUGAUCUGUCGGCCCUGGAGGCAGCCACGCGGGCAGGCACCGUGUCCCCGUCCUCGGACCCCGUCCUCAUCAUCGGGGCGGGACUGUCGGCGGCCGACGCGGUCCUCUAUGCCCGCCACUACAACAUCCCUGUGAUCCACGCCUUCCGCCGGUCCGUGGACGACCCCGGCCUGGUGUUCAACCAGCUGCCCAAGAUGCUGUACCCGGAGUACCACAAGGUGCACCAGAUGAUGCGGGAGCAGUCCAUCCUGUCGCCCAGCCCCUACGAGGGCUACCGAAGCCUCCCCGAGCACCAGCUGCUGCUCCUCAGGGAGGACCGCCAGGCUGUGUUCCGGGACCCCCGGGGCCUCCAGAAGGUCUUCGGCAUCGCCCUGGUGCUGGCCCUCAUUGGCUCCCACCCUGAUCUGUCCUUCCUCCCGGGCGCAGGCGCUGACCUCGCCACGGACCCCAACCAGCCACUGAGCGCCAAGAGGAACCCCAUUGACGUGGACCCCUUCACUUACCAGAGCAUCCACCGGGAGGGCCUGUACGCCGUGGGGCCACUGGCCGGGGACAACUUUGUGAGGUUUGUGCAGGGCGGGGCCCUGGCUGUGGCCAGCUCCCUGCUGAGGAAGGAGGCCAGGAAGCCGCCCUAGCACCUGGCCUGGCAUCCUUGCACCCAGGCCCUAAAGAGGAGGGGAGAGCACCACGGCCCUGCUGGACGCAGAGCCCAUCCCAAGAUGCCCCAGUGAUGGAAGGGGGCCUCUCCUGGCAGGAGACAGGAGCGGCCAUGAGCCCAUGCAACGGCCCUCUCAGAUAAAGAGUGAGAAACCCAGGCUGCCAGGACUCAGACCAGGGUGGAAAGAGUGACCACAGGACAGGGGAGGCCCAGAGCUGUAACUGGGGAUGAGAGCUGCCGGUGUGAGCUGGGGUCACCGGGGCCAGCUGAGCACCGAGCCAGGAGGAACCCAGGCCCUGCUCUUCCCAGAACCGGGUCCCAAAUAAAACCAGCGCCUGCCUGCA